AUGUCUCUCUCUACUACCAUUAAGACUCCCAAUGUCACUUAUGAACAGCCCCUUGGCUUGUUCAUCAAUAACGAGUUCGUCAAGGGUGUUGACGGCAAAACCUUCGAGACCCUAAACCCCAGCAACGAGCAGGUCAUCACUUCCGUCUACGAGGCUUCCGAGAAGGAUGUCGACAUCGCUGUCAAGGCCGCCCGUGAGGCCUUCGAGGGUUCAUGGAAAAAGGUGACCCCCUCGGACCGUGGCCGUAUGCUUACCAAGCUGGCCGACCUCUUCGAGCGUGAGAUGGAGACCCUGGCUUCCAUUGAGGCCCUCGAUAACGGUAAGGCCGUCACUAUGGCCAAGGUUGAUAUCGCCAAUGCCGCUGGCUGCCUACGCUACUACGGUGGUUGGGCCGAUAAGAUCACCGGUCAGACCAUUGACACCAACUCCGAGACCCUCUCCUACACCCGCCACGAGCCCGUUGGUGUCUGUGGCCAGAUCAUUCCUUGGAACUUCCCGAUCCUUAUGUGGGCUUGGAAGAUUGGUCCCGCUAUCGCUGCCGGCUGGCUUCCCCCCGGUGUCAUCAACGUCAUCUCCGGUUUCGGUCGUGUUGCCGGUGCCGCUAUCUCUAGCCACAUGGACAUUGACAAGGUCGCCUUCACUGGUUCCACUCUUGUCGGCCGUAUGAUCCUGCAGGCCGCUGCCAAGUCCAACCUGAAGAAGGUCACUCUUGAGCUGGGUGGCAAGUCCCCCAACAUCGUCUUCGAGGAUGCCGAUAUUGAUAACGCCAUCUCCUGGGCUAACUUUGGUAUCUUCUUCAACCACGGCCAGUGCUGCUGCGCCGGUUCUCGACUGCUGGUUCAGGAGAGCAUCCACGACAAGUUCGUCGCUCGCUUCAAGGAGCGUGCCGCCCAGAACAAGCUCGGCAACCCCUUCGAGGGUGACACCUUCCAGGGCCCCCAGGUUUCACAGCUCCAGUUUGACCGCAUCAUGGAGUACAUCAACCACGGCAAGAACGAGGGUGCCACUGUUGCCCUAGGUGGUGAGCGCCACGGUACCGAGGGAUACUUCAUCCAGCCUACCGUUUUCACCGACGUCACCCCCGAUAUGAAGAUCGCCCAGGAGGAGAUCUUCGGUCCCGUUAUCGCCGUCACCAAGUUCAAGGAUGAGGCCGAUGCUAUCCGCAUUGGCAACAGCACCAGCUACGGUCUCGCUGCUGCCGUGCACACCAAGAACGUCAACACUGCCAUCCGUGUUUCCAACGCUCUCAAGGCUGGUACCGUCUGGAUCAACAGCUACAACUUGAUCUCCUACCAGGCGCCCUUCGGUGGCUUCAAGGAGUCCGGCCUUGGCCGUGAGCUCGGUUCCUACGCUCUUGAGAACUACACCCAGGUCAAGACUGUGCACUACCGCCUGGGUGAUGCUCUAUUCUAA
Molecule: messenger RNA, 1413 nt
Organism: Penicillium coprophilum
Lineage: Eukaryota; Fungi; Ascomycota; Eurotiomycetes; Eurotiales; Aspergillaceae
Product: aldehyde dehydrogenase family protein
Exons: 5
Coding region: 1-1413 (470 amino acids)
Molecular function (GO): aldehyde dehydrogenase (NAD+) activity
Source: RefSeq, a predicted model, not a curated record